AUUAUUAUUAUUAUUAUUAUAUAUUUUUGUAUAUGUGUGUGUGGACGGACGAAAGCCGUCCGACAUUAUUGUUUAUUGUUUGAGACCGGCGAAAAGCCGGUCUCGUAAAGUGUAGCCCGUGGGAAUGUGGCUGGAGCCUUAAUAAGGUAAUUGUUUAAUGGGUAAUUAAGGCUCAGUAUAAAAGACCCACUCCAGGCUCAGAGUUGGGAGUUGUGAGGAGAGUGAUUUUGUUUACAUUUUUAUUUUAUAUUUAAUUAAUAAAAUACGAGCGCUGCAGCCCCUUUUUUCCCCAUACAUUUAUUGUUAUUGUUUCAUUUCCUGGUCUGAUGUCACCACCCACACGCACCACUCAAGCCAUCUGUCACACUGCACUACAGAAUAUUUCAUGGGAUACUAACUGCAGUACAGGCCUAAGCAGGCUGUAACAUGCCAUGGUGUUUACAGUCAGACGGAACCUGUAAGGCCGGUUUAAGUAACUGGUUAACUGGGAGCAAACUGGCAGUGUUUUUAGUCAUUGCGGGUGUUUUCCCUGUCAAUUUAAGCCAUUGUAUUUUAUGGUAGUUCACUGGCUUGUUUUAGGUUGAGAACUUGGUUGCUAGACAGAUACAUGCAGGCGUUCUGAUGCCAACUGGCAAUUUGAACAGUCCAUGCAGUGGAGUGUUGCAGGACAGGGGUUGUAUGCUCUGGUCUGUUUCUGUACACCCCUGCACACUUUAAUGCUAUUUUUUUCUACUGUUGUUUAAAUAAAGGGGGUGGUGUAGCUUUGUUUGCAUUCAGCUAUAACUGUUGGUCUGGGUGUGGGUGUGAUAUUACAUCCCAGUGUUAACUUUGUUUAAAUUUUAUCAGCGGUCUGGAAUGAUUCACCUUAAAAUAUUGAAGAAAAAAAGUAUGCAAGACUGUGUGCUUUUAUUAAUAAUAAUAAUAAUAAUAAUAAUAAUAGUUAAGUUUUUUAUAGUUAAAAAAUGGUGAUCACUGUAUUCUCCUAAAUCAGAUGAUGAGCUUGGUAAAUAUGAAUAUUUAAUACACGCAAACUGAAUGACUGAUGUAAUUAUUUCCUGAUCACACUGCAACGAUGUUGUUCAAUACCUAGUUUUUAGAAUCCAUCUACAAUUAGCAACAGUUACCAAGACAACCAUUGCUAGGACAACAUGCAGUUGUAUACAGUGCCAAGUGUUUACUGAACCUUGUCCAGCAACUUUUGUACCACAAAGUAGAAAUAUCUGGGAGGAAAACACCUUGAUUGGUAAUGUUUUUCAAUGGACCUGUCAAUCGUCUUCAGGAUCAAUGAAGAACUCUCUUGAGUGCCGACAUCUGCAAGAUUCUGUGCUUUGUAAAAGUGUAAUUAAAGUUCUGCAAAGAUGCAUUUAACCCUGAAAGCCCUGCAAAGAGUUUUAGUCUGCUGCUGAUACACAAGUCACUGCAGUCAACACAAGUGGGGUUUUCCAAAGCAGCUGCCAAGUCCAAAAUCCAUCUUCUAUGAGGAGGAUGUACAGGAAGAGAUUGAACUAGAGGAGUCAAACAGUGAGCCGGGCAUCAUGCAGCUGAAACAUGGAGACCAAACAGAGCCAAGUGAAGCCAAGCCAGAGAACAGUAAGGACUUGCAGGAUGCUCCCAGGACUGGAUCAAAGGUCCACAGUGAGGGAGAGAUUGAUAUCGACUCCCCAAGCACAGAGAGUGCAGGGGUGUGCACUUCACCAAACGAGAGGGAGGUCAGUGCACUGGACAACCAAGCUCAGGAAACCGGCCAGCCAGAUGCCAAGCCAGAAACCAAAAGUAAAAAUAUUUUGAACCCUCGUAAAACAGAAACAAAGACGAAUACCAGUGAAAACCCAAAGACGGCCAGGGCCACCGUGAGGAAAAUGAAGAAGAAGAAGAAGAAGAAGGCGGAGUGCAGAGGUCAAGGGGAAGAGCAGGAGCAGCAGUGUGCUUCAGGACCAGCAGCUGAGGAAGCCCCCGACGGCCUCGUAAUCGAGUCUCCCGACUGUGGGAAAGAAGAAGGCCUCAGCAAAUUGAGUUUUAAAAGAAGCUCAGAGUCUGACAAAAAACAGGACCCCAAAGGACCCGGGCCUUUCUUUUAUAUAGGAGGAGGAAACGGGGGCGCCCUUGUGGGUGCCUACUGUUUGAGUAAAGGCUGGCAGCGCAUCAACAACAAGAACAGAGAGGAUUAUAAACUGAAAUGGUGCGAGACCAAAUCCUAUGCCACGUACAUCAACUUUCGCCAAGGCGAGCAGCUUGUUUACCAAAUCCCCAAUAACAAGGUCCUGACCACCAAGAUAGGCCUCCUGAGCAGCCUGAGGGAGUAUGAGCGGGUUGUCACCAAGAUCCAGCUGGGCAGAGCUUCAAAGCUAUUAAAACAGGAAGAUUUCUUUCCUGACACAUUCCGCAUGGAUGUAAAGGAAGAAAGGGAAGCUUUCUUUGCGCUGUAUGAAGAGAGACAGGUCUGGAUUUGUAAGCCCACAGGUCUGAAUCAAGGUCGCGGGAUCUUCCUACUGAAGACAGCUGAAGAUAUGGAAGACUUUCGCUCCAGGCUGCAGAACAUUGAAGAGAACCCACUUUACAAAAAGAUACCUUUCAAAUCGCCUCAGGCCAGAAUAGUUAACAGGUAUGUUCAAAACCCUCUGCUCCUAGAAGGAAAGAAGUUUGACGUCCGUUCCUACUUCCUCAUUGCCAGCACAGUGCCUUACAUGGUAUUCUUCCGCCAUGGUUACGUCAGAUUGACCUGUGAAUCUUAUGACCCCAACUCCAAUGACCUCACAGCACACUUAACCAAUCAGUACAUGCAGAAGAAGAAUCCGCUCUAUAAUGAUCUGAAGGAAGAGACAGUCUGGUCCAUGGAGCGCUUCAACGACUAUGUUAAUGAGAAGUCUAGAGCUGCCAAAGGGCUCCCUGAGGACUGGGUCUGCACUGUUUUUGCAACACGAAUGCAGCAGAUUAUGAUGCAGUGCUUCCUCGCAGUCAAAUCCAAGCUGGAGUGUAAACUGGGCUACUUCGACCUCAUUGGUUGCGACUUUUUGAUCGAUGAAGACUUUAAGGUAUGGCUCCUGGAGAUGAACUGUAACCCUGCUCUACACACAAACUGUGAGGUUCUGAAGGAGGUCAUUCCUAGUGUUGUCAAUGAAACCUUAGAUCUAGCCUUUGAGAUUUUUAACAAGUACCGGAAAGGUCGAAGUAUCAUGCCCUUGGAUGCUCAGAAGGACUUUACCUUGUUAUACAACGGGGAACUCAACGACCUACUUGUGAAGCCAAUGAGGAGCAGAGCAGCUGGGGCAAACUUUCAAACUGCAAUGCGGCCCAAGAGCGCUACUCAGACCAGUCCGUCCCCUCCCAAACCAUCCGAGCAAAAGCAGAGGCAGGCAGGACCUUUCACAGCCAAGGUGUCCAUCAGUGCAGCGAGCCAGCCUCUUCAAAGACCAGCACAGGAGGAGGGCACAGAGACACCAAACAACCCCUCUCCAAGCUCAGUUAAGCCGAAAAACAAGGCGGAAUUAAAGCCAAGUAAAAGCACCUUAUCUCGUAGCAAUGACCCCAAUUCAUCAGAUCUCGGAAAUCUUACUUCCCCAAUCUUAGGCAAAGAGGAAGACAAAGUGACCACUGUUUCGAUGCCAGUCCUGUCAGAAAGGUCUUUCACCUCUUCACACCCAGGAUCCUUUUCCACAGAGAAGUCUCCUGCAUCCACCAGCAGGAGCUACAGUUAUUUUUGUUUAGGCAGCGCCCAGGUUACAGCAGUAAAACUCCAGCCCAGGGUUCCUGCAGCAAAGUUUUUGAACAAAGAGGAGAUAAUGGCAGCUGACCCUGCAGAAGACCACCAAAGGGCUUCAGAGGAAGAUCCCAAACCAGGAAAGGAAGUGCCCAACCGAGGGGCUUGAUCUUCCUUACUGAGGGCGGAAGGAAUUUGUGCAACAAAUUGGUGUUUCAGAUGUGAUUUAAUUAUAUAACAUGUGAAACGCAAACUGUAUAAUUCUGUUGUCAUUUGUUCACGGUGCUUCCUAAUUAUUAUUUAUAUAUUUUUGUUUAAAUUACAUGUACAUAUUUAAAUAUAGUAGAUAUUUGAAAUAAAUAAAAAUAAACAUUUUGA
Acipenser ruthenus (sterlet) is the source of this 4075-nucleotide messenger RNA. Its product is annotated as protein polyglycylase TTLL10-like. NCBI's taxonomy places the organism in Eukaryota, Metazoa, Chordata, Actinopteri, Acipenseriformes, Acipenseridae. The record is from RefSeq and is a predicted model, not a curated record. The transcript has 12 exons. Gene Ontology annotation, biological process: protein modification process. Bases 1536 to 3866 code for a protein of 776 amino acids.